AACUGUGCCAAAAAUGUGCAUAACUUUAUGUACUUACCAUUUGGGUUUUGUAAAACCUACUGAUGAUUUUUCAGUUUUCUGUCCUUUAUAAUUUAAAUAUGCUUUUUGGGUCUUCAUAUUAAAAAGUUAUUUGUGUGCUAAGUUUUAUGUUUGAUAUAUCUGUUAAUGCUUAAUCACAGUAAAUCAUUUUCCCACACAUUUUAUAAUUUCUAAAUUUAUAAGCUCAUCUUUAGUGGGGAUUGUUUUUGGUUUUGUUUUGGUUUGGUUUUUCUACUUGAAGAAUCCCAUGUGGCCUUGUUUAUGGAGUGUUACUUUAAAAUGGUUUUAUGUUUGUUUUUUCCAGAUACUCCUGGGAUUUCACUGGCCCAGCAUCCAAUUUCUUAGUUUGGGGAUCCUUAAUUUUUUAUCUUGAAAAUUCUCAUACAAAUAAGAUUCAGACUUCAAAAGUGUUGUGUCAUAGGUUUAGGAUUUUAAUUUCUGGUUACAGCAUUUUCCCUGCCCUCUCACCCAGAUUCUCAGAGACAAGUUUUACUAAAACAGUGAGUGAAUUUCUCCUACCCCCACCACCCCACUGCCUUUUUAACUGUGAUUGUAGCCCUUUGAAGACAGCUCUGGUUUUAUGGUACCAACUUUAUACCUUAUGUGUGCCAAGACCUCUUCUGUCUCAACAUGGGCGUCAAGACUGCUAUAUACAGAUGUGCAGAUUGUAUCCUGUGUUGAGGAAAAGUGGGGCCAGAAAUCUAGUAUAGCUCUGCUUUCUUGAGGGAGCAUUUUCUUCUGAUCUUUUCUCCUUGAAGGGCAUCCUGUUAGGACCAAUUUGAAUCUAGACUUAAGCACUGAACAGAUUCACUGAGUAUUCCUGGUUGCCACAGCUAGCAGUAUUUGCUUUUGUGCUUACCACUUUGUCCAUGGAUUCCAGCUUUCCUUUGGCACCAGGGAAUUUUCUUUAUUGCAAGUAAAACUAUGUUUUUAAUUUUUUUACACUUAUUUUCUAAGUGUUUUGUAGUGGAAAGUCUUUAUUAACUCAGUUGACCAUAUUGCUGUGCUUGGAAUUCCCAUAAGUUACUUAUUAACCACUAUUGCUCAGAUUCUGCCUAUAAUGAGUGAUAAUGGCGUCUAUCUGUAUAGUCUUAAUUUAGAGCAUAAGUAAGUUCUCAGUCAGUGCUAGCCAUUAUUAUUGGCAUAAUUUAAAACCUUUUUUAACCACCUUAGGCAAGAGUUGGAAGUAUAGUAGUAGCUAUGUUUACUUACUUAACAAGAAGAGGAAGUCUUAGUUAACGCCCUAGAGAAACCAAAGGAGAAAUUGUGUUCAUUAUACAACAAUGCCAACUGAAGCUUAGAGUCCCACCCUUUUUUUUUGAUACGCCAAAGGUCGCUUGGCACAUAAAUGAACUCAGAGGAAUGUCCUCUCAAUAUUGCCUGGAUGAUUGCUUAGAGAAGUUUUGCCUGAAUUGUGUGGGUAGAACAUAGGUGUGAAAGCCACAAUGAAUGGUCAUAUUUCUAAUCAUCCCAGUGGUUUUGGAAUUUACCCAUCUCAAAUGAAUGGCUACGGAUCAUCACCCACCUUUUCUCAGAUGGACAGAGAACACAGUUCAAAAACAAGUGCAAAGGCCCUUUAUGAGCAAAGGAAGAAUUAUGCACGCGACAGUGUCAGCAGUGUGUCAGAUAUAUCCCAGUACCGUGUUGAACACUUGACUACCUUUGUUCUGGAUCGGAAAGAUGCUAUGAUAACUGUCGAUGAUGGAAUAAGGAAGCUGAAAUUGCUUGAUGCCAAGGGCAAAGUAUGGACUCAGGAUAUGAUUCUUCAAGUGGAUGACAGAGCUGUGAGCCUGAUUGAUUUAGAAUCAAAGAAUGAACUGGAGAAUUUUCCUUUAAACACAAUCCAGCACUGCCAAGCUGUGAUGCAUUCAUGCAGCUAUGAUUCAAUUCUUGCCCUAGUGUGCAAAGAGCCAACCCAGAACAAGCCAGAUCUUCAUCUGUUCCAGUGUGACGAGAUUAAGGCAAACCUAAUAAGUGAAGAUAUUGAAAGUGCAAUCAGUGACAGUAAAGGAGGGAAACAGAAGAGGCGGCCCGAUGCCCUGAGGAUGAUUUCCAAGGCAGACCCUGGUAUACCACCUCCACCAAGAGCUCCUGCCCCUGCACCCCCUGGGACUGUUACCCAGGUGGAUGUUAGAAGUCGAGUGGCAGCCUGGUCUGCAUGGGCAGCUGACCAAGGGGACUUUGAAAAACCAAGGCAGUAUCAUGAGCAAGAAGAAACACCAGAGAUGAUGGCAGCCCGCAUCGACAGAGAUGUGCAAAUCUUAAACCACAUUUUGGAUGACAUUGAAUUUUUUAUCACAAAACUGCAAAAAGCAGCUGAGGCAUUUUCUGAGCUUUCUAAAAGGAAGAAAACUAAGAAAGGUAAAAGGAAAGGACCAGGAGAGGGUGUUUUAACUCUACGUGCAAAACCCCCUCCUCCUGAUGAAUUUGUUGAUUGUCUCCAAAAGUUUAAACAUGGAUUCAACCUUCUGGCCAAAUUGAAGUCUCAUAUUCAGAAUCCCAGUGCUGCAGAUUUGGUUCACUUUUUAUUUACUCCAUUAAAUAUGGUGGUACAGGCAACAGGAGGGCCUGAGUUAGCCAGUUCAGUACUCAGUCCCCUAUUGACCAAGGACACAAUUGAUUUCUUAAAUUAUACUGUGAAUAUGGAUGAACGGCAGCUGUGGAUUUCAUUGGGAGAAACUUGGAUGAAAGCCAGAGCAGAGUGGCCAAAAGAACAGUUUAUUGCACCUUAUGUUCCGCGGUUCCGCAACGGCUGGGAGCCCCCAAUGCUGAACUUCAUGGGAGCACCAAUGGAGCAAGACCUUUAUCAGUUGGCUGAAUCUGUGGCAAAUGUAGCAGAACAUCAGCGCAAACAAGAAAUAAAAAGAUUAUCCACAGAGCAUUCCAGUGUAUCCGAGUAUCCUCCACCUGAUGGAUAUGCAUUCAGUAACAACAUGUACACAAGAGGACCCCAUCUGGACCAAGGGGAAGCUGCUGUUGCUUUUAAGCCAACUCCUAAUCGCCAUGUAGAUAGAAAUUAUGACCCACUCAAAACACAACCCAAGAAAUAUGCCAAAUCCAAGUAUGACUUUGUGGCAAGGAACAACAGUGAGCUCUCAGUUCUAAAGGAUGAUAUUUUAGAGAUACUUGAUGAUAGGAAGCAGUGGUGGAAAGUUCGAAAUGCAAGUGGAGACUCUGGAUUUGUGCCAAAUAACAUUUUGGAUAUUGUGAGACCUCCAGAAUCUGGAUCGGGGCGUGCUGAUCCACCUUAUACACAUACAAUACAGAAACAAAGGAUGGAGUAUGGCCCAAGACCAGCUGAUACCCCCUCUGCUCCAUCACCUCCUCCAACACCAGCUCCUGUUCCUGUCCCCCUUCCACCUUCUGCUCCAGCACCUGUUCCCGUGUCAAAGGUCCCAGCAAAUGUAACCCGUCAGAACAGCAGCUCCAGUGACAGUGGUGGCAGUAUUGUGCGAGAUAGCCAGAGACACAAGCAACUUCCAGUGGACCGAAGGAAAUCUCAGAUGGAGGAAGUGCAGGAUGAACUCAUCCACAGACUGACCAUCGGUCGCAGUGCCGCUCAGAAGAAGUUCCAUGUGCCACGGCAGAAUGUGCCAGUUAUCAAUAUCACUUAUGACUCCACACCAGAGGAUGUGAAGGCAUGGUUACAGUCAAAGGGAUUCAACCCUGUGACUGUCAAUAGUCUUGGAGUAUUAAAUGGUGCACAACUUUUCUCUCUUAAUAAAGAUGAACUGAGGACAGUCUGUCCUGAAGGGGCCAGAGUCUUUAGCCAAAUCACUGUACAAAAAGCCGCAUUAGAGGAUAACAAUGGCAGCUCUGAAUUGCAAGAAAUCAUGCGAAGACGACAAGAAAAAAUCAGUGCCGCUGCUAGUGAUUCAGGAGUGGAAUCUUUUGAUGAAGGAAGCAGUCAUUAAUUUGUUUAUUUGUUUUUAAACUCCAUUAUUCUUGGCAUUAUUCCAACACGCUUUGUUUUAAGAAGCCUUGAAGGGAAUGUCAAAUUCAUUUUUCUUGGGAUAAUUUAUCACCGUAAAAAACCAACACAAACCUGAGUAAGCAGAGGACUCACUUCUGGAAUCAUGAUUUUUAUUAAAACUGAAAAUUUUUAAACUGAAUUUUUUGACCUUGGGAAAUAUUUUUCUUGCUUUACCAAGGUUAGGUUUCCUUUAUUAGAGUAAUUAUUUCAUCACCAUCUCAGUGUGUACACAGGAAUUUUUUUGACAGUGGUGGAUUUAUUCACUACAACAAAGCAAAGAUAUUAUCCAUGAUUCAAAAUCUAAACAGUUUGAAUUUUGCCUGUGAAUAUUGUGUCUGUCAUUCAGAGUAUAGCUCACUUUAGGCUAGCCUCUGCUUAUUUAGGUUUCUUCUCUGACAUAUUCAAUGAUAUAAUAUUUAGAUUUAUUUAAAGUUCUUAAUGCCAAUAGUUAAAAAAUUGAAACAUGUGAAUGAACUAUAAAGCAUAGCCAGGCCUUGGACGUGCAGAUAUGAACCUAUGGAGCAUUC
This is a messenger RNA of Microcebus murinus (gray mouse lemur), 4539 nucleotides long. It is a transcript of the gene EPS8, whose product is annotated as EGFR pathway substrate 8, signaling adaptor. Gene Ontology annotation, molecular function: actin binding. NCBI's taxonomy places the organism in Eukaryota, Metazoa, Chordata, Mammalia, Primates, Cheirogaleidae. Gene Ontology annotation, biological process: regulation of Rho protein signal transduction; Rho protein signal transduction; positive regulation of ruffle assembly. Gene Ontology annotation, cellular component: ruffle membrane; vesicle; plasma membrane. The record is from RefSeq and is a predicted model, not a curated record.